Messenger RNA from Emys orbicularis (European pond turtle), 2202 nucleotides. RefSeq names its product marginal zone B and B1 cell specific protein (gene MZB1). Gene Ontology annotation, cellular component: endoplasmic reticulum chaperone complex; extracellular region. The coding region runs from base 54 to 689 and encodes 211 amino acids. The transcript is spliced from 4 exons. The record is from RefSeq and is a predicted model, not a curated record. Gene Ontology annotation, biological process: regulation of B cell proliferation. NCBI's taxonomy places the organism in Eukaryota, Metazoa, Chordata, Testudines, Emydidae.
AGUCUCUCUCCCUUCUCAGUACGUUCCUGAGAGGGGCUCUCCGAGCAGGGGAAAUGAAGUCACUGCUGUCGGCUGUCUUGGUGCUAACCUUUUUUGAUCUAAGAGCAGCAGAUGACAGAAAGCAUUCUUCCUGCAGCAGCCCCCUCGGGGACUCGGACCCAGUCUCGGAGACGUCCUUCUCUGCUACGUCCCCCCACUUCAACGCUGAGGAAGCCUAUUCUGCCCAUAUGCCUGAGCACCUUCGCUGCGAUGCCUGCAGAGUGAUAGCCUUCCAGAUGCAGGAAUACCUGACAAAAGCAGAAUCCAAACGGCCGUCUGCUAAAGCGCCGGCCGCUCGCCUGAGCGAGUCCGAAUACGUGGACACACUGGAGAACAGCUGCUCGCAGAGCUGGGAAAACUAUGGAGUGCAAGAAGUGGGGGGAGUGAAACGCUUCGCCGGGCCUGGCCUGAAGAGCCAGGAGACCAUGAGUGUGAUGAUGACGGGUGGACCAUGGCCAGCAAGAUUAUAUAAGCUGUGCCACAGCUACCUGGGGGAAUUUGGGGAAGAGCAGAUCUACGAGGAGUACCGACGCAGGCCAGCUGCCUUGGCAGAGUUCCUGUGCUUCGAAGAGCAGAGAGCCUGUACAAGACUUAGCGACACCAAAAGCAAAAGCCCAAACAAAGCGAAGGCUCUGCAGAGUGAGCUGUAGUUCUGCUCCUGCUCAGCCAAGAUAGGCAAAUAGGUCUAAGCUGACGAGCGUGUGCCGUCAGCCUGGCCUGCAGAUUGGCCAUCAAAGGAGACCAAUGUGAAGUUUCUGGGCUUUCCCCCAAAAAACAAAUGCUUCCAGGCUCUUUUACAUCGUUGUUAUUGAUGAAAAAAGAUCAGUCCCCGUAACCCCGCAGGGCUGACAGGCAACCCAAUAAUAAGAAAACAACGUGUACAUCCGAGCAACCCAAUAAUAACAAACCAACAUGUACAUCCAGGCAAUUCUAUCAUAACAAACCAAAAUAUACAAUCAGGCAACGAAAUAAUAACAAACCAAUAUGUAAAUCCAGGCAACCCUAUCAUAACAAAACGGUAUGUACAGUCAGGCAGCUUUAUAAGAAUAAAAUGAUAUUCUUAGCCCAGCAAUUAUUUAUGGACAACCCUAAAAUAAACCAACACACAUACAUAAUUACAUACCAUAUAUCAAUCCAAUGCCAGAAACACAUGGUGGCAGAUCCUUGGUGUAAAUUAUCAUAGCUUCAGCAAAGUCUGUUGGAGCUGGGCUGUAGUCAAUGGCACUCUGACAAUUUCCACCUGCUGAGGAUCUGCCCACUAGAUCUAAUAUAAGCUCAGUAUAUUGAAAUAGUUACAUCCAGUCUGAUUUUUAGAAGCCCCGACUCCUCACAGGUCCCUUUGACUUCCUUUCCCACAUUGAGACAUGGGGCAUAUGUAGGUUUGUUGUUGAAUUCCUCAGGUUCCUAGCUGUACAUUCUAUAAAUAAUGCAUUUUACUAACUCUAUGAGUAUAAAUCAAUGGCCCAUCAUUUCCCAUUGUAUCUCACAUCUUUAAGUCAUUCUCAGAAGGUCAUUUAAAUGAUUGUCAACCCUAUGGCGCCCAUGGUGCAAAUAUGUUUCAGGUGGUUUGAAAAAAUCUCUUUCUAGGCUGUUCUCUCGUAUGGGCUAGUGCUCAUUGCCUGGCAGUGCUAAGGUGUUUCCUUCACCACCUAACUGAGCACAAGGGCAUUGAUGGCUUAAGUCAGUGUGGAAACUUUCUGUCUUUGUUUAGGUGGAGGGGUUUUAAGUGCAUUUGGGGGCCUUUUACUCACUGUAUGAUCAAUUGUUUUCCCCUGGCUAUUCUUCCCCUGUUAUUUCUAUCUAAUUUUAAGCUGCCUAUCUUUUGCUCAUCACCUGGGCUCAACAGGUGACCCUGCUGCCCUCUCUUCCCAGCACUUGGGGACGUUUCAAUCCUUUUCCACCUAACUUGGUUCACUUCUUCCUGCACAGCAGGAUUUUUCUGACAGCGAGAGUCAUUCCUUUGUGAAUGUUUCCAGUUAUUAACUGCUUCCUGUUGUGGCUCACAGACCUGCAGUCUGAUGAGCAGGCUGUGCGUUUAAUAUGUUGUUCCGAUCCUGUUCUAGGUUCCUGCUUUACAUAGUUAAUUUCUAGCUGGCCGAGUGUCUGGCCUGAAUGGCGCUGUCAUUUCAGGGGAUGGUUUGUUUUAUAAAACGUUAUGGUCUG